Molecule: messenger RNA, 3491 nt
Organism: Sorex fumeus (smoky shrew)
Lineage: Eukaryota; Metazoa; Chordata; Mammalia; Eulipotyphla; Soricidae
Gene: PLEKHA1
Product: pleckstrin homology domain containing A1
Exons: 12
Coding region: 214-1401 (395 amino acids)
Cellular component (GO): membrane; cytoplasm
Molecular function (GO): PDZ domain binding
Source: RefSeq, a predicted model, not a curated record
UGUGCGGGCGGGCCGUCGUGGGCGCAGCUCGGGGCGGCUCGGGAGCCUGUGCGAGCCGGGGGCCGCGGCCUGCGGGGGCUCCGGGCCGGCGACCGGAGGGAAGUGGGGCGUGCGGAGCGCGGCCGCGCCGGGGCGGGGUGGGCGGAGCCGGCGGCGGCGAGCAGGGGACCGAGGGGCCGGCCGGCGGGCGCUGUGUAAUGUUCAAGCUCAGAAAUGCCUUAUGUGGAUCGUCAGAAUCGCAUCUGUGGUUUUCUCGACAUUGAAGAAAAUGAAAACAGCGGGAAGUUUCUUCGACGGUACUUCAUACUGGAUACCACGGAAGAUAGCUUCGUAUGGUACAUGGAUAACCCACAGAACCUACCUUCCGGAUCAUCCCGUGUUGGAGCCAUUAAACUCACCUACAUUUCCAAGGUUAGCGAUGCCACUAAGCUGAGGCCAAAGGCUGAGUACUGUUUCGUUAUGAAUGCAGGAAUGAGGAAAUACUUCCUACAAGCCAAUGAUCAACAGGACCUAAUAGAAUGGGUGAAUGUAUUGAACAAAGCUAUAAAAAUUACAGUACCAAAGCAGUCCGACUCCCAGCCCCAUCCUGAUAAUCCGAGUCGUCCAGGGGAGUGUGGGAAGAAGCAGGUGUCCUACAGAACUGACAUCGUCGGCGGGGUGCCCAUCAUCACCCCGACCCAGAAAGAAGUCAGCGAGUGUGGCGAGAGCGUCGACCGGACUAACUUGAAGCGCUCCCAAAGCCACCUUCCCUACUUCUCGGCCCGACCGCCUCCCGACAGCGCCGUCAUCAAGGCCGGCUACUGCGUGAAGCAAGGCGCCGUGAUGAAAAACUGGAAGAGAAGAUACUUUCAGCUGGAUGAAAACACGAUAGGCUACUUCAAAUCUGAACUGGAAAAGGAACCACUCCGUGUGAUCCCACUUAAAGAGGUUCAUAAAGUCCAGGAAUGUAAGCAGAGUGACAUCAUGAUGAGAGACAACCUCUUUGAAAUCGUAACGUCGUCACGGACUUUCUACGUGCAGGCCGAUAGCCCUGAAGAGAUGCACAGUUGGAUCAAAGCCGUGUCAGGGGCCAUCGUGGCGCAGCGGGGACCCGGCCGGUCAGCGUCUUCUGAGCAGCCCGCCGGCGCCGCAGAGCCCAGGCUCGCCCUCCGCUCUGCCGCCGCCGCCACCCGCAGCCACUCUCUGGCCUCCAGCCUUACCGUGGAGAAGCGAGGAUUUUACGAAUCUUUUGCCAAGGUCAAGCCAGGGCACUUCAAGGUCCAGACUGUCGCUCCAAGAGAACCAGCUUCCCAAGUGACUGACCAGGCGCUGCGGAAAGCACCGUGGAACUGCGGCCCUCGGGAGCCGGGUCGGGAGCCGGUGGACUUGGAUGACGCCAGCCUGCCCGUGAGCGACGUCUGAGCUGGGCGCGUGGCGGGCCACCUGCCUCCGGCCCGCCGCCCAACCCAGGGACCUUCUAGCCAAAGAUGAUAAAGGGUGGAACGGUUUCUCACGCUCUGUCACACUGCCUCUUAGAUGUAGUCUUUUAUAAGCUGGUAAACCAAGAGUCUCGGGCACGGCCAAACCAAAUGUAAUCUCUUCGGAAACAAAGGAAAGAAAGGAAAAACCCAAGUGUCUCAGCAUCAGUUUCAUGUGUUCUAAUUUGGGGGUGUGUGUGAGUGUGUGUUCCUGCGUGUGUGUUCUUAGUGAAUUUGAACAUUUAGAUGUCUUAAUAUUAAAAAUGCUUAUGGAUUAUGUUGGUCAUCUAGAAACUGCUACUAUGACUUCCUGGUAGGCGUUCACUAUGUAGACCUGCUUCCUGGCUAAUACCAUUGAAUGAGAGAUUGCCAGGCGAAGAGCUGGAAACUCACGGUGUCUGAGGUGCUGUGAAACCGAUACACGCCAUAGACUCUGGAAAUCACGACUGUUUGGGUGCCCUGGGUCGCCAGGAGAGCGCAGAAUUUAGCACUGGGGGUUUUAUUUGACUGUCUGCGAAGCGGGAGAGAAAAGGGAAAAUUAGAAUUGUAAGAGCUACAUCUUGGGAACGUUUGAUCAACAUCUGCAGCCAGGGUCCUUGCAUGAAAAUGAUUUCCGUAUGGAAUUUCCGGAAGAGGCUUUUCUUACCGGGUUCUGUCAGCAGGCCUUGUCCCGGCUGCGUUUGGGUCCGUGUGAGACCCCAUCAGACCCCCCAAGUGAGACGUGGCAUCCUGUGUCAGACCCCCCCCCCCCCAACGGCAGCCCUGCGGGGGGGGCCUCCCCUCGUCCCCUGCCACCUAGAUUCAGGUGCCUGUUCUUAGAAUCUUGGUUGGGCAGUUUUGAGAAUACUGUGCUCGAAAGCUUCACUUGACUGGUUGUAAACAUUAGGACAAGAUCAGUUUUCAGUCACUUAGUUGAACGUGACAAAUGGGUCAUUUUAUGCCAGGUGCCAGAGCAUUGAUCUUCCACUCCCUGUGCAAUACGUACGUUUUACAAAACCAACUCCAGUAGGGAGCCGUUUGCGGGGCUGUCAUGAAGACGUGCGCCUCGGUGGAUUCUUCAUUCCGGGCCGCGCUCACAGCCCCAGCUGAUCUAAGUGUCGUGUGUGCGGUUCCGUCUUAAACACGCUUAAGAGAACAGUCUUGAGUUUCACAUGCUGCUAUUUUUACAUUUUGCUAUUUGACAGUACUGUUUUGUUUUGAGUUCUGCACAUCACCGUGGUUUCUCCUUUUCAUUUUCUACAGCGACUGCCUGUCCAGGGAAAAGAGACUUCCUCCUGCAGGGUGGGGGGGAAGGGGGUGCCCAGAGGGCAUCCUCUCCUGGGACUCCAGUUCCCCUGGCAUCCGUUUCCAAACCCUGUGUGGCAAGAAUGCACCACUGAUUUUUUUUUUUUAUAUAUAAGCUAAUCUUUUGAAAGUUAUAUUUAGAUUUUGUUUUCCUGUGUGCAUCCACGUUUGAAAAUGACAGAAUGGAAAAACUCGAGGCAAUGACUUGUGCUGACACACCCCUCCGUGUGGCUCCCGUGGACGUGGCUUUUUCACGGAGACACCUUGAGUCCCGCGCGGGCCAUUCGUGACGGUCAGAAGCCUUGUGCUCUCUCGCUUGGUACAGUUUCCACACUGCAUGUGCAUUUUAGCAUAUUUUGGUAUUGGUAAUUUGAUAUUUUUAACGGUGGCCAAAUACUCGCUCUAUUUUGGAAUUUUUUUAUAGACUUCCCCCCCUCCCCCUUGUAUUCCUCAGCCAAGGAAAAAAAAGGUUUUUUUGUGAUUGUCAGGGUCUUCUAAUAUUUAUCUCGAUACUUUUAUAAUUCUAUGAAAAUUAUUUAAUUAUUUUAAAACGUAUACUUUCUGUAAAUACGUCACAACCGAGUUAUCAAAAAGUUACUUUGCAUACCUUAAUAUUUGCUACAGGUUUCAUCCGUGUAUAGAACAUGUCUUCUUUUGGAACGGGAAUAUUCAUGUGCUUCCCACUGUUUACGCCUGUUAUCUUCAUAUGUCAAACACUGUAAUGAAUUGAGAAUAAACUGCUCAAAAUUG